This is a messenger RNA of Lactuca sativa (garden lettuce), 1945 nucleotides long. RefSeq names its product organic cation/carnitine transporter4 (gene OCT4). Gene Ontology annotation, biological process: transmembrane transport. Gene Ontology annotation, cellular component: membrane. The record is from RefSeq and is a predicted model, not a curated record. Gene Ontology annotation, molecular function: transmembrane transporter activity. Lineage: Eukaryota; Viridiplantae; Streptophyta; Magnoliopsida; Asterales; Asteraceae.
UAUAUUUGAAGAUUCAUAUAUGGAAUUUAAUUUAUUAUUACAAAAAAGGAACUAUUUAUUUAAAGAUAAAAAUAAAUUCAAGUGGCAUAUCCCCCCAAAUCCAAAUUCCUUCUUUCUACAAAUAAUAUUUACUCUUCCUUGCAACUAAAACAAAACGACAUUUAACAACCGCCCUUUAUGACCAUCAAUAUCCCCACCUCCUCGCCGGACGAUCUCCGGUCACCCCUCAUCUUACCGGACGACAAAACCCACGUCGCCGGAAACAAUGAAGCUCCCAUCGAACGCCUCUGCAUCGACGACAUGUUACGCAAAUACUGCGGCGAGUUUGGGUAUUGGCAAUUCAAGCACUUCGUUCUCACGUGUAUGGGUUGGGCUCUCGAGGCUUUCCACACCAUGGUCAUGAUUUUCGCCGACCGACAACCGGACUGGAUAUGCGAACCGGAUUCCGACUGCGUUUCCGCCGCUGAUGUUUGUGGGCUUCAGCCAGGUACGUGGCGGUGGGACGGUGGUUCUGGGAUAUCAACGGUGGCCGAAUGGGGAUUAAUUUGUGGCCAGAAAUAUAAGGUGGGGCUUGUCCAAGCCUUGUUCUUCGGUGGCUGCAUGAUCGGUGCCGGAAUAUUCGGUCAUCUAUCGGAUUCCAAACUGGGAAGAAAAGGAUCUCUCACAGUAGUCUGCAUACUCAACGCCAUUUUUGGACUACUGACAUCUCUCUCCCCAAACUACUUAACCUAUGUCAUCCUCCGUAUUCUCACCGGUUUUAGCACCGGCGGCGUCGGCCUCUGUGCGUUCGUCCUCGCCACCGAGCCUGUCGGACCAUCGAAGCGAGGUAUGGCCGGAAUGUCCACUUUUUAUUUCUUCUCCGGCGGAAUCGCCAUCCUCGCCGGAAUAGCUUAUAUUUUCCGAACAUGGCGAGCCCUGUAUAUUGCUUCAUCGAUCCCUUCUCUCCUUUUCGUGUUUUUAAUCCUCCCCCUCAUCUCCGAAUCCCCCCGAUGGUACCUUAUUCGAGGUCUACCAGGUGAAGCUAUGAGCGUCAUGCGUUCAAUUGCCGUCACCAACGGUAGAUUUCUCCCGGAAAACGUGUAUGUUUCUCGUGACGAAGACGCUAAUCAUGGUGGUGAUCGGAAAAGUAACGAGUUAAGGUCGUGUGAAGCUGUGUCGGGAUCGGUGUUUGACGCGCUUAAAUCGCCGGUAACCCGGAUCCGUUUGAUUCUCGUCGUCGGAAUCAACUUCACUUGCUCUGUUGUCUACUAUGGUCUCAGUUUAAACGUGGUGAACCUGGAAACCAAUCUUUACAUGAAUGUGAUAGUGAACGCGGUGGCGGAGAUGCCGGCGUUUCUUUUCACAGCGAUUUUGAUCGACAGGUUUGGGAGGAAGCCGUUGGGGGUGGGGACGCAGUGGUUCAGCGGGAUUUUCUGUGUCGCCGGAAGUUUUUUGGGUGGAAAAGGGGCUUGGAAGGUGGUGAGAAUGGUGUGUGGUGUUUUGGGGAUCUUCGGGAUGGCCGGAACUUACAAUUUACUGUUUAUAUAUGCGAUGGAGUUGUUUCCGACGGUGGUGAGAAACGCCGCCUUGGGAUGUGCGACACAGGCGGCGCAAUUUGGGGCAAUAUUGGCGCCGUUUGUGGUGGUUAUGGGUGGCGGAUUGCCGUUUAUGGUGUUUGGGGUGUGUGGAGUCGUUGGUGGGUUUCUAACAUUUUAUUUGCCGGAGACUUUGAACAAGCCGUUGUAUGACACCAUGAACGGAAUGGUUGAAGGAGAGAAUGAAAUAUUAGCAUGAAUAGUGAAGACUAUAAUUUGUUUUUUUUUUCUUUUUGGUUUUUGUAUUUAUUUAACUAAUCAUGUGUUGUUUUUAUAGAAAGUUGUUCGUGUAACGUACAUGUAUAUUAAUCGGAAAAUUCGGUUUUUGUGGUUCCUAAAUCUUUUAUGAAGAGUUUGUAUGUCCUAGGAUA